AAAACCGGCCAAUCGUUGACGGGCCCCUCGCUACAAUUUGGUUGCAAAAUCGUGACACAAAACCCCCGCCGGAGCCGGGUAACUUCGCCAAAUGGGGAAGGUCGUGCGAGCAUGUCGUGUCUCCACCCAGCCACAAAAUUUUAUUGCAGUCACCAACGGCCAGGUGGGAUUUUUACAGCAUUUCCACCAGGCCGUUUCUACCCUUACGUCUCCGUCUCCCACUCCAAAGGAACCCCGGCAUCCUUACGGCUCCACUCCUCCAGGAAGCGCCGCCAAAAUCUCCUCCCACCCCCUCAAUCCGUCCGGUUCCCCGCCCUCACACCCAAUUGCUAACUAAGCGCUGUUUGUAAUAGUAAUCUGGCAGCAAAUCAUCCUGUCUGUGCCCCCCCCUGGUUCUAGUUUCGGCUCCCAGCACCACCAUACCUUGCUAUAUAC
Suhomyces tanzawaensis NRRL Y-17324 is the source of this 435-nucleotide messenger RNA. RefSeq lists its product as uncharacterized. The transcript has a single exon. Lineage: Eukaryota; Fungi; Ascomycota; Pichiomycetes; Serinales; Debaryomycetaceae. Bases 92 to 337 code for a protein of 81 amino acids. The record is from RefSeq and is a predicted model, not a curated record.